This is a messenger RNA of Colius striatus (speckled mousebird), 2210 nucleotides long. It is a transcript of the gene TFAP4, whose product is annotated as transcription factor AP-4. The transcript has 7 exons. Bases 110 to 1126 code for a protein of 338 amino acids. Lineage: Eukaryota; Metazoa; Chordata; Aves; Coliiformes; Coliidae. Gene Ontology annotation, molecular function: DNA-binding transcription factor activity, RNA polymerase II-specific; protein dimerization activity; RNA polymerase II cis-regulatory region sequence-specific DNA binding. The record is from RefSeq and is a predicted model, not a curated record. Gene Ontology annotation, biological process: regulation of transcription by RNA polymerase II. Gene Ontology annotation, cellular component: nucleus.
GAGCCGCCGCGCUCGCACCAGCUGUUUCCCGCCUUGGGCCGCGGGCAGAGGCCGCCGCCGCCGCAGCCGCCAGAGCCGCCGGGCCCAGCCCCCGCCGUCCCUGCCCGGCAUGGAGUACUUUAUGGUGCCGGCCCAGAAGGUGCCCUCGCUGCAGCACUUCAGGAAAUCCGAGAAGGAGGUCAUCGGCGGGCUCUGCAGCUUGGCCAAUAUCCCACUGACUCCGGAGACCCAGCGGGACCAGGAGCGGCGGAUACGCAGGGAGAUCGCCAACAGCAAUGAGCGGCGGCGGAUGCAGAGCAUCAAUGCUGGCUUCCAGUCCCUGAAAACCCUCAUCCCACACACAGACGGGGAGAAGCUCAGCAAGGCAGCCAUCCUCCAGCAGACGGCCGAGUACAUUUUCUCCCUGGAGCAGGAGAAGACUCGGCUACUGCAGCAGAACACCCAGCUCAAGCGGUUCAUCCAGGAGUUCAGCGGCUCCUCCCCAAAACGGCGACGGGCGGAGGACAAGGACGAGGGCAUCGGCUCACCGGACAUCUGGGAGGAUGAGAAGGCCGAGGACCUGCGGCGGGAGAUGAUCGAGCUCCGGCAGCAGCUGGACAAGGAGCGCUCGGUCCGCAUGAUGCUGGAGGAGCAGGUUCGUUCCUUGGAGGCCCACAUGUACCCCGAGAAGCUGAAGGUGAUCGCGCAGCAAGUGCAGCUCCAGCAGCAGCAGGAGCAGGUGAGGUUGCUGCACCAGGAGAAGCUCGAGCGCGAGCAGCAGAUCCGGACCCAGCUCCUGCCAUCACACGCUCCCCCAGCGCCCACCCACCACCCCACCGUGAUCGUUCCAGCUCCGCCUCCCUCCCAUCACGUCACCGUGGUCACCAUGGGCCCAGCCUCGGUCAUCAACACGGUCUCCACGUCCCGGCAAAACCUGGACACCAUCGUUCAGGCGAUCCAGCAUAUCGAAGGGACGCAGGAGAAGCAGCUGCAGGAAGAGGAGCAGAGACGUGCCGUCAUCGUGACGCCGGCGCGUGCCUGCCCUGAGCCCUCGGCCUCCGACACCGCCUCCGACACCGAGGGCAACGACAGUGACUCCAUGGACCAGAGCAAAGAGGAGCCCUCGGGGGACGGGGAGCUGCCCUGACCCCCGCCGGCCCACAGCCGGGGCGGGCAGCUGGGGCGGGGGGGGAAACGCCAGACAAUAUGCUGAAAUUUUUACAAAAUACAAGGCGAUUUGGGUCUCUUUUAUGACCUUCCUCCGAUACUGUAACGCUGGGAGCAGGCAGAGCUCAGCUCCCGUGGGGGGACGUGGCUGAGGGGAGCUGCGGGCGUGCCAGGGGGCAGGAGGGACACGGAGGGUCGCGGCUACCCACCCCAUUUUACACACACACCCCUCCCCACCGCCUCACAGGGAAUCUGCUGAGCCGCAGAGCCCCGGCGUCCCGCCGGCGUCCCCUUGGGAGACAGGGCCUUUGCUUGGGAUGUUAAUUAGCUUUUUCUUCUUCUUUUGUCUUGUUUUUUUUGAGGGGUUUUUUUGUUUUUUUUUUCUUUUAAGUGUCCGUUUUGAAGCAGGGGGCAGAUGCCAAGGGCCGUGGCACCAGAGGCGGGACAGGGACCCCCAGCGUGGCGUCCAGCAGCCCCGCUGCGGCUCCCAUGGCCCGCCUCAGGCAGGGAAAAGCCCCCUUGGAGAGAGCCAGGCUGCUGGGAUGCUGCCACUGGAGCAGGGGCAGGAGGGCAGCGUGUGCCACAGGCUGUACCAGUGCCCCCAUCCUGUGCCAGAGCCCUCGUCUCGGGCACAGGGCCAGCGCUGGGGGCUGCGCCCCAGCCCCCCGCCCCCCUCACAUCCUCCUUUAAGCACUUAACCCGGCCCGUGGGCUCUGUCGGCUCCCGAGAGCUGUUCUGUUUCGUGGUUGUGUCGCUUGGGCCCGCCGCAGCGGGCAGGGGUCCCCUCGGCAGGGGUCCCUCUGCGUGUCCCCCUGCCCCCGCCCGGCUGUAGGGCUUUAGGCCAGUCGUGUUAGAGCUAAGUGGUAUUUGGUAGGUUCCCCCUGGCCGCAGCUGUUUCUCGGUUCCUUGCCCUUCAUGGUUUUUUUGGUGUUUUUUUUCCUUUUGUAUUUUUUUUACGGUUUUCAGGUCUCUGUGUUGAUCGAGAAGCUAUUCUAUUUUGUUAAGAAAGUGGAGAAAAAAAAAAAAGAGGCUUGUGCCUUUGUAAAGAAACAAAAUAAAGUUUG